GGCGCAACCAAUUGUAUCUAUUUGUACUUUUGCAAAAUCAUGACAGAGACUGAAAGCGCCCCAGCCGCCGCUCCUCCAGCGGAGCCCGCCGCCAAGAAGAAGCCGGCUAAGAAGGCAGCAGCCGGAGGAGCCAAGAAAGGCAGCAAGAAGCCGUCCGGUCCCAGCGUGUCCGAGCUCCUCCUCCAAGCAGUGGCCGCUUCCAAAGAGCGCAGCGGGGUCUCCCUGGCCGCCCUCAAGAAGGUCCUGUCCGCCGGAGGAUACGAUGUGGAGAAGAACAACAGCCGCCUCAAGGCCGGCAUCAGGGGGCUGGUGACUAAGGGGAGCCUCGUCCAGGUCAAAGGACAUGGCGCCUCCGGAUCCUUCAAGAUCAACAAGAAGCAGCAAGAGGGCGACAAGGCCAAGAAAAUCGCCAACAAGAAGCCAUCGGCUGCGGCCAAGUCCCCCAAGAAACCUGCGGCAGCCAAGAAGCCGGCCAAGUCCCCCAAGAAGAAAGCCCCCAGCAAAGCGGCCAAGAGCCCCAAGAAGGUCGCCAAGAGCCCCAAGAAGGCCGCCAAGAAACCGGCAAAGCCUGCAGCUGCUCCCGCCAAGAAGGCGACAAAGAGCCCCAAAAAGCCCAAAGCUGCAGCCAAGCCGAAAAAAGCCGCCAAAAGUCCGGCUAAGAAGGCGGCUAAACCUAAGACAGCAGCCAAGCCCAAGAGGGCCGCUCCGAAGAAGAGAUAAAGGCAGCAGUAGCCGGACACCCCCCUCAUCUCCACCCCACACAAAGGCUCUUCUCAGAGCCACCCAUCUCCUCCUAACAGAGCCGCACAUACCUACCUACACCCACCAGGGGCCAUAUAGACUUUGUACACGGUCUAGAUGAGAUCGCAUGUUCCCAUCACACAUUGUACAUUUGUCCCUUGCAGAGAGUCUCAGAUUUGAUAUGAUAAAUCGCACAAAUAUUACUAGAGAUCCCUCCUGAUAUAAAAGGUUUUCUGGGCCCCUGCAACGAUCCAUUUCAUGUGAAGAUCGGAGCCCUGGAGAUCCCCGCCCACUGCCUGGUAUCUGGGGGGGUGCAUUAUUCACACUUCCUCUUUCUAGAU
This is a messenger RNA of Rana temporaria (common frog), 1082 nucleotides long. Its product is annotated as histone H1A-like. The record is from RefSeq and is a predicted model, not a curated record. Gene Ontology annotation, cellular component: nucleosome. Bases 40 to 720 code for a protein of 226 amino acids. Gene Ontology annotation, biological process: nucleosome assembly. Gene Ontology annotation, molecular function: DNA binding; structural constituent of chromatin. NCBI's taxonomy places the organism in Eukaryota, Metazoa, Chordata, Amphibia, Anura, Ranidae. The transcript has a single exon.